Syngnathoides biaculeatus (alligator pipefish) is the source of this 1966-nucleotide messenger RNA. RefSeq names its product dynein, cytoplasmic 2, light intermediate chain 1 (gene dync2li1). Lineage: Eukaryota; Metazoa; Chordata; Actinopteri; Syngnathiformes; Syngnathidae. Gene Ontology annotation, molecular function: dynein heavy chain binding. Gene Ontology annotation, cellular component: cytoplasmic dynein complex; axoneme; ciliary basal body. The record is from RefSeq and is a predicted model, not a curated record. The transcript has 13 exons. The coding region runs from base 99 to 1181 and encodes 360 amino acids. Gene Ontology annotation, biological process: intraciliary transport involved in cilium assembly; intraciliary retrograde transport.
UGUCUCUGCAGGGCUUCCGUAAAGCGGAAAUACGUCAUCUACACGCGCCCGUUACCCUGACAACGCUACGCUAUGUCGCUCGUUUGCGCGAAGUGAAGAUGGCGAAAACUUGCACGGACAAGUUGUGGGACUUGGCCGCCGCCGAGGUCCAAAGUCGGGAGAAUGGCGGUGGAGAGGACGCCGGUGGUGGCGGAGAAGCAGCGGGGGAGAGGAGCGUCUUUCUCAUCGGAAGCAAGCAAGGGGGUAAAACGUCCAUUCUCUUCCGCUGCCUGGACAGGGACGAACCAGCUAAGCCCACCCUUGCUCUGGAGUACACGUUUGGCAGGAGGGGCACUGGACACAACACGCCCAAAGACAUCGCCCACCUGUGGGAGCUGGGAGGCGGGACCUCCUUGUCGGACCUGAUGCAGAUCCCCAUCACACCUGCCAGCGUCAGGUCCCUGUCCGUCAUCCUGGUGGUGGACCUGUCAGCCCCGUGCGCUCUGUGGGCCACCGCGGAGACGCUGUUGCGGGCGGCGCAGGCCCACGUGGAGCGGGCCGCGUCCCGAGCGCGUCAAGGCGACAGGAGCCGGGCGGCAGCCAAACGCUCGCCGGCCUUCGCCCCACGCGCCCUGCCCAAAGAUUUCCCGGACCGAGAGCUGAUCAGUGCUUUUCCAGUCCCUCUGCUCAUCAUCGGCAGCAAGUAUGACCUCUUCCAGGAAUUGCCAUCGGACAAGAGGAAAGUGGUGUGCAAGACGUUGCGUUUCGUAGCGCACUACCACGCCGCCUCACUCGUUUUCAGCAGCAUCAGGUCCGAGAGCCUCAUGUCCAAGACCAAGAGCUUCUUCUCCCAGCUGGCCUUCAACGUGGAUGCAGGGAAAACCGUGUCAUUCGACUCCAGCAAGCCCCUCAUCAUUCCGGCGGGUUCCGACUCCUUCAGCCAAAUCGGUUCUCCACCCACGACGGACGUGGACAUCACUUCCCUCCAUGCUAGGGACCCCAAGGACCUCUGGAAGAAAGUCUACGAGCGCAUCUUCCCUCCAGAGAACACCAGCGAGAAGAAGGAAGUUAAGGAUCCAGCCAAGGACCCCCAAUACAGCGAACCGCAGAUCGAUGCCAUGCGAGCGCAGAAAGAUCAGGAGUUGGAAGAGUACAAGAAGAAUGCAGCAAAGUCUUGGAAAGGGCUGGAACUGGACACAUAACUUAAAAUAAUACAGUAUUCAUUGUAUAUUACAGCAAUCGUCAUUUUCUGAUUUUUUUUUUUUUUACCCCAACAGAAAAUGCACACAUUUGCAUUACUGUAAAAUUUGAGGAUUAAACAUUUUAAAAGGCGGAAAAAAAUGAUUACAACACAGUAGUACAAAAAAUGGCAUCGACAUUGAUCAAUUUAACAUACCAUAAUUUCCGGCCUACAAGCCGCGACUUUUUCCCCCCACACGCUUGCAACCGUUGCGGUGAUGCGGCGAAUUUGUGCAUUUUUUGUAACGGCCGCAAGGGGGCACUUCAGCGGAAAAAGGUAAGAGUGAGAUCGGAAUAUAUGUGCCAAGGAAGUGACUUUUACGAGCCAUUUAAGUGCUGCGCUAGUGUUAGCACUCCGCUAGUGUGUUGCUGCUGUGUUACUGGCGUGUCUCUGAUUUUUACUGGUUUUUUUUUUUUUUUUUAAACUGGCCCUGUCAGCGUUAGCGCCACGCUUGUGUUAGCGUUAAACUCUUUCUGUGUACUGUCUUUCUUUGUAAAUAUCUCACAUUUCAAUGUGGGCACUUGCAGCUUUUACACAGCUGUGUCGUAUGUACCAAAUGACGUUUCUUUUACAAAUUUACUGGGUGAGGCUUACAACCAGGUGCGCUCUGUAGGAUGGGAUUUACGGUACACACAAUGGUACCAAAAGUACACAUCCAGGCCAGUUUGUGGACAUCAGUGCCUGGCUCUAUGGCAAGCCAAUGAUCUAAAUGUACAUAUCGUUAGAUUAAAAACAUAACCGCCUGAG